This is a messenger RNA of Thlaspi arvense, 755 nucleotides long. The record is from the annotation of a GenBank genome assembly. Lineage: Eukaryota; Viridiplantae; Streptophyta; Magnoliopsida; Brassicales; Brassicaceae.
GUAUGGCAAACAACAUGGAAAACAACGUUUCUGAAAACAUCGGUGUGGUAAACAGCGGUGCAGCAUCAUCAUCACAAAGAGAGACGAAAUUUCUCAGAAUGUUCAUAGAGAUGUUUUUAGCUCAACUUGAUAAGGAAAAUUGGGUAGAUAAAUCUUUAACAAAAGAAGGUAAACUAAGUGUGAGGAAGAGCUUUAAAGAAGCUACUGGGUUUGAUUUAGUUUGGAAAAACUUUUCAAACCAUCUCCAUAAUUUGAAACUUUGGUAUGAUUGCUACAACCAACUCUCCAAGUAUACUGGAGUGACUGAACACGAAAACAAUGUUGCUAAACGAUUUCGUAAGAAACCAUUAGCAAAUGAAGACCUAUUGGAUAGAUUAUUUAGUGGAACUCGUAUAGGCGUUGAAGAUGGAUGGUCUGUUGGAAAUGGUCCUGAUUUGUAUCGUCCUCAGCAUGCAAACGAGACAGAAACACAAUUUGACAUGAACACAUCAUAUGUUAACGAUGAUCCAGAGGUGUUGUUUUCUACUCCAUUAGACGGACAAACUGAGAGCACGCAGUCAACACCAAACCCUGUUCAUCCAUCUUCCGCUGAAAGACCUAAUAAUGAUCAACGAAAUAAACGUAAACGUGGAGCAUCCGCCAAUGAUAGUCAGUCUGAUUUAUCAAAAGCUUUUCCUGAACGAUCAGAUGCAAUAAAACUGGCAGCAUCAGAGAUGUCAUCAGCUUUAACAUCGGACGUGUUCGAAGAUGGUUUU